UAGCUCCAUAAUAUUUGGAAUAUUGGACCAAGAACAGUAUUAGUGAUUACUGAAUAAAAAACAAAGCACGAAGGAGAAUUUCAGAGAGUGAGAGAGAGAUGGAGAAGCUGAGGCCUCAGCUGAGUACGAGAUGGAUAGCCACAGUGGCGGGCAUAUGGAUCCAGUGCAGCGUCGGAGCAUCCUACACCUUCUCCAUCUACUCCGCCGUGCUCAAAUCGAGCCAAGGCUACAGCCAAUCAACGCUUGACACCGUUUCGGUCUUCAAGGACAUUGGUGCCAAUGCUGGGGUCAUAUCGGGCCUCCUCUACUCCUUCGUCACACGCAAGACUUCCCUUCCGCUAUGCGUGGUUCACGUUGUGGGUGCGAUACAGUACUUCCUAGGCUAUUUUCUCAUGUGGGCCUCCGUCGUUGGAUUGAUCGACAAGCCUCCUGUGGCGUUGAUGUGCCUCUUCAUGUUUCUUGCAGCUCAUGCUCAGACCUUUUUCAACACCGCCGAUGUUGUCAGUGGCUUAGAAAACUUUCCUCAUUAUGGUGGCACGAUCGUGGGUAUUAUGAAGGGCUUUCUUGGGCUUAGUGGAGCAAUACUAAUUCAAGUGUAUGACACAUUUUUCAAGGGCGAGGCAAGCACAUACCUUCUGAUGCUUGCUCUGUUGCCUACAUGUGUCUCCCUUGUGCUUAUGUUUUUGGUGAGAAUUUAUGAAAAAACCACAAGUGAUCACAAGAAGCACUUAAAUGGUUUCUCUGCAGUUGCUUUGAUCAUUGCUGGUUAUCUCAUGAUUAUCAUAAUUUUGGAAAACAUCUUCACUUUGCCAUUGUGGGCACGCAUUUCUACAUUCGUUCUUCUUCUGAUUCUACUUUUAUUGCCUCUUGGAAUUGCAAUCAAUGCCCUGAGGGAGGAGUCAAAUAGAUCAUUACAAACAGAUUCAAUUGAGAAUAAUCUUUUAACUGACCAUGGUGAGCAAAUCACAUCCCCAAAAUUUUCUACAGCAGAGGAUACUAUAGAGUAUCAACAAUUGCCAAGUAGUGACCUCGAAGUGAAGGCCACUUCUGAUGACAAAAUACUUUUGGAUGAAGAACCCUUAAAUCCCUUGCAGUCCAUGUGUACUGUGAACUUCUGGUUGUUGUUUGUUGCCAUGAUAUGUGGAAUGGGCUCUGGGCUAGCUACAAUUAAUAAUAUGAGCCAAAUAGGGGCAUCUCUCAGUUACACUACUGUGGAGGUAAAUAACUUGGUUUCUUUAUGGAGUAUAUGGAAUUUUCUUGGCCGAUUUGGAGCUGGAUAUGUAUCAGACUAUCUCCUGCACACAAGAGGUUGGGCAAGGCCAGUGUUGAUGGCUGUUACUCUAGCCACAAUGGCUGUUGGCCACAUAGUUAUAGCUUCUGGUUUUCCUGGAAAUUUGUAUGUCGGUUCAGUCCUAGUGGGGAUUUGUUAUGGUUCACAGUGGUCAUUAAUGCCCACCAUCACUUCGGAGCUAUUUGGUGUUCGGCACAUGGGCACUAUUUUCAACACUAUUGCCAUAGCAAACCCUGUGGGAUCUUAUGUGUUAUCUGUAAAAGUAAUUGGUUAUAUCUAUGACAAGGAAGCGUCUGGCGAUGAUGACACAUGUUAUGGUACUCGCUGCUUUAUGUUGUCUUUUCUGAUCAUGGCAGCUGUGGCAUUUUUGGGGUGCCUUGUUGCUGUUGCAUUGUUCUUUCGGACUAAGAGAUUCUAUCAGCUAGCUGUGCUUAGAAGGUUAAUGCAUUCUUUUAAAUGAUUAGAAGUAAAUAUGAGAACUUUGUGAGGGAAUGUUAGCCUAGGCCACAACCUUUGUGAUUUAUUCUGGAUGUUAUGCGGUUGUUUAUUUGUUUUUGGGUGAAUGGUAUCUGAUUUUAAGAGAAAAUAAAAGUUUAAGGAAAACACUUGCAGAGCUGUAGUCUAUCAUCAGUACAGGCUUGAGCAGGGAGACAUUCAGAAGUUAGUGUGCUAGAAAUACAAGAAAUAAGAAAACACUAGUAGAAAUUAUCAAUGACCAAUUGCGUUAUAAUUGGUGACCUGAAAGGAAAUGGUGCUAGGAGCCAAAUUCAGGGCCUUUGGCCAUAAUUGAAGCUACUUAUUAGGCAAAUUACUUUGUUAGGCCCUAAAAUCUACAUUUUUGCCCUAAUUUUGCGCUUAACGUGAAUUAAGGUUUUUAGGGCAUUUUCUUAGUCAUCUGAAGUUUUCUUUCACUAUUUAAACAUAUUGUAACCUCCAAUUCCAAAGAACUUUGGUGUUAAGAUUAAUAAAAUAUAGAUUUUUGUCCUUC
Molecule: messenger RNA, 2279 nt
Organism: Quercus lobata
Lineage: Eukaryota; Viridiplantae; Streptophyta; Magnoliopsida; Fagales; Fagaceae
Product: protein NUCLEAR FUSION DEFECTIVE 4-like
Exons: 2
Coding region: 99-1751 (550 amino acids)
Cellular component (GO): membrane
Molecular function (GO): transmembrane transporter activity
Source: RefSeq, a predicted model, not a curated record